Molecule: messenger RNA, 565 nt
Organism: Paraphaeosphaeria sporulosa
Lineage: Eukaryota; Fungi; Ascomycota; Dothideomycetes; Pleosporales; Didymosphaeriaceae
Exons: 1
Coding region: 184-495 (103 amino acids)
Source: RefSeq, a predicted model, not a curated record
CUAUAUAUGUGUGCUGGGUGACUGACGGUGAGGAAAGGUGUGUUUCGCGUUGAUGGCAUUCAGGAUCUUCUGCGGGGGCUGAGGUGAGACAAUCCGAUGAUACCAAAGCAGAACAACAAGAGCAGGGUGCCCGUAAUUACGCUCUGAAGUAAUAGCACGCACGACGGAACAUGCGGUAUUCAUAUGAAGAUGUCGACGAACGAGAGUUCCGUUCCGAUCAACAGAUCCAAGCGCUCUCCCACGGGCAGCGGUAGGUUACUAUGCGUAGCGGUGUCGUUGGCAUCUUUCUGUAUAGCCAUCUUGUUGGGAAGCAUCCACACUUCUUUAGCUUCUGGCGGUUCGUCGCUCAUGCGCAUUGAGAAUGCCCUCCGAGGCAUCCCACGCGUACUCAACAUUCUCACCUGUACUAGCCAUUCAACUCCAGGCGCGAAAAGCUCACAAUUGGAGCAUUUCCUUGUUUCUGGGACUGGGCAGAUCCCACACGCCGCAUUCUGAUUGGAGGCGGGUGUGCUGGGAAGACGUGAGGUUUAUGAGCAGACUCGAGCGCAUUGCAAUGCGCACUUGA